GUAAAUCGCCGAGGCCUUUCCUAAAGAACCGAGCUUCGCCCACCAAGACCCGGCCCGAGCUCUUGGCGACCUCACCGGAAUUAAAAAACAUUUCUGCCGGAAGCACAGCGAGAAGAAAUUCAAUUGCUACAAGUGCAGCAAGUGCUACGCCGUUCUCUGCGAUUGGAAAUCCCACUCGAAGAUUUGCGGCACCCGAGAAAGAUUCUUCAUCCACUAGCUUGGUUCCGUCUUCUUCGCGUCUCCAUGCCCAUCGCCCCGCCUGAUUUUUCGCAUCUACCACUAGCUAUACGUAGAUUCUUCAACGAAAGAAAGAUUCCAUAUAAUCGGCAAGAGAAUGGUGAUCAGAAGAUAGCUAGAGCUCCCAACCGGAAACCGAUUCUCGACUGUCUUUUCUGGAGCAACGUGGAAGGGGGUACUCGCUGGAAGGGAACUUCAAGAGGUGGUGGAACAUCAUAUUCAAGGUAAGCUCAAUGUCAUAACAUCGAAUCUCCUAACCUAAAAAAUCCCUAGAUUUUCUUAAGUUGCUCGAAAUAUAUUUACACAGUAUUUUUUUACUCGAAUUUUAUUCCAAUUACUCCUAUUCGUGAAAAUUGAGCGUGUGAGAUUACAUACAUCAUUUAGAAUCAUAGUAUGUGAAUUAAUGGCACGACAAAGACACUCUAAGGCUCAGAUCCGAAAGAUUACAUUGUUCAUUUAUACAAGUACAAAAUUGGAAGGUAAUAGAUCAAAGCUCUCUGUUUAUGUUUUGAUUCAUUUUUUUUUGUGGUUUCCACAAAUUGGUUGAAAAAAAGAGAUGUGAUUGUAUAAUACUUUUUCAUGCAGUUGGGCAAACAAGGCUCUGGAUUUAGAGCUUUUGAGAAUAUACGAAGUCACUAAAAAUAGUGGCUUCUUAAGAAACAAUAUGAGGUAUACUUGCAAUCCUAUUUGAAGUUGGUUUUGCUGAAUUUUCGUAUUUGAAGUUUCAGAUUAAGUACCAGAAGAGAUGAAAAGAUCAGUAUUUUCUCCACUAAACUUUUUAGAAAUGUUUCAUUUAGACAUUAUAUAAACAGGUACUUCAUCUGUGGUACUAAUUAAAAGAUAUCAUUUGCUUAGCAUUUUCAUGUUCAAUAUGAGCUCUCUUUACAUAUUG
Cuscuta campestris is the source of this 1129-nucleotide messenger RNA. The record is from the annotation of a GenBank genome assembly. Lineage: Eukaryota; Viridiplantae; Streptophyta; Magnoliopsida; Solanales; Convolvulaceae.